Messenger RNA from Lecanosticta acicola, 882 nucleotides. The record is from the annotation of a GenBank genome assembly. NCBI's taxonomy places the organism in Eukaryota, Fungi, Ascomycota, Dothideomycetes, Mycosphaerellales, Mycosphaerellaceae.
AUGGCAUCCCAAAUGCAGGUGGUCAAGAGCAAGCCGCUUUUCGGCGAGGAUAAGCAAGGUGAAAGCGAUGGGUCCCAAAUCGUGUAUGAUGUACUGCCUCUCGAUCUUGCAGAUGUUAUCUUUGACCGUCUCCAAGACGAAGUGAGCUGGCAGAGUAUGUAUCAUCAGACGGGCGAGGUACCUCGUCUGGUAUGCUGUCAGGGCACGGUGGGCGAGGAUGGAAGUAUGCCAGUGUAUCGACAUCCAUCGGAUCAGACCAUCCCACCUCACGCAUGGACAGUGACCGUCGAUCGAGUGCGAAGAGCGGCGGAAGAAGCCGUCGUGCAUCCACUGAACCAUGCUCUUAUCCAACUCUACCGCGGAGGCAAUGAUUACAUCUCGGAGCAUUCGGAUAAGACGCUGGACAUCGUGCCUGGGAGCAAGAUUGUCAACGUGUCCCUGGGAGCGCAGAGGACGAUGCGUCUGCGCACCAAGCGUGGCGCGACUCCCACCUUGGCCGCGAGGACGACGUAUCGAAUUCCCCUACCUCAUAACUCGAUGGUCAUCAUGUCUCUCGCGACGAACGCGCAAUACCUCCACGGCAUCAACGCGGACCGGCGACCCGCAGUGGAAUUGGGAGCAGCGGAGACGGCGUUUGGAAGUCGUCGCAUCAGCUUGACAUUCCGGCAUAUCGGCACGUUUCUGAGCGAGGACUCGAAGCUGAUCUGGGGCCACGGAGCGACGGGGAAGAACAAGGAGACGGCGCGAUCUGUGAUCUGCGGAGAUGCGGCGCAGAGCGAGAGGAUGGUGAAGGCUUUUGGGGCGGAGAAUGCGGCUUCUUCUUCGAUCCUUUGGGAGGCGAUCUAUGGGCGAGGCACGGAUGUCUUGCACUUGAUGAAAUGA